CUAUAUUCUACAAUAUUAAUGUAUUUUUGUAUUUUAAAAUGCAAUAUAAACAUGAAGUUUCGAAUGAAAAAUUCAUGUCUUUAAAAAUCUAAAUCCUAUACCAACAGCAUUAAAAGUUAAGGUUCAACCAUUUUCAAUCGCAUUUUUUUUAUGCCAAAAAGUAUAAAAUACACUUAAAGUAUAGAAAUAAAUAUAUUCUAAUAAUGUUCGACGUGGUGUGCACUACAGUGAAUGGUGGAAUUCCCAUAUUUUACCGAAAAAAUAGUAAAAUGGAUUCAGUACCAUUUACUACAUUUUCAACACUGAAUGCUGUUAUAACAUUUGCAGAUGUACAAAAUGUACAAUUUAAAACUAUUCAUACAGAUAAACAUUCUUUUAUUUGGCAUGCCAUUGGAGAUAGUUUAAUUAUGGCAGGCAUUGGUGAUUUGAAAGAUUCUACUAUAAAAACUGGUCUAGAACUGAUAUCAAAUUUAAUAAAAAUGAUUAUUGGGGAUGAAAACAUUUACAAUAAAAAUGCAGAUAGAAUAAAACGGGAAAUAAAACCUUGUUUACCUAUUAUUGAUUAUAUAUUAAGGAGUCUUACAUCAAUAACAAUAGAAACAAACUUAAUAAACAUAAUUGAAACACAGUCUAUGAAGGAUAAUAAAGCAAUAAAUAAUUGUUUAUGCAAUUGGUCUGAAUCAAUCUGUAGUGAUCUUUGUUGGGUUAUUGUGGAUAAGAAAUUGUGCGCAGCAACAAAAGAUUGGUGGGAAUUACAUAUAAGCGAUAGAAAAUUAUUAAUAACAAUUAUUUUAGCUAAUUGUUAUGACCAAAUUUCAUCGGCUGAUAUUCCAAUUUUCCUACCUCAUUCAAGUACCAAGGUUCUUUUAAGGCUAGUAUGUUGCAUGGUAGUACAGGGUGUUUGGACAGCAGCUAUUUGUGGACCUACUCCAAAUCUCGAUGAUGUUGAAAUGAGUGCUGCUAAAAGUUUUAGAACAGUUAUCAAUUAUUUUCGACCUAACUGUACUAAAUUUGAAUUAACGUCUGGAUAUAUCAUAGURAACACAAACUUGUUUAAGUUUAUGCAAAAUUAUUACUCAAAUACUGAUGUGCAACGUGGAAUCGUACAGUUUUAUAAUAAAAUUGCAUCUCGUCUAAUGAACGAUGAUGUAAUGGGAAGUGAAGUCUCGUGUAUGGGGAAAAAUUAUAACUAUUAUGCUAUAAAUUUAAAUGGUAUCACAUUAUGUUUAGCAUAUCCAAGUAAACAUAAUAUGGUAACAAUCAAAUACUAUGCRAAGCAAACAUUUCAGCAACUUUUAUCUGAUAUCAACGCUUAAAUAAGUAUGAUUAUAUAUAUGUAUAUGUAUUAUACAUGGUACAUUCCACAAACUUUAUUGUUCAAUUUUAACAAGUUUAAUC
This is a messenger RNA of Diuraphis noxia (Russian wheat aphid), 1398 nucleotides long. RefSeq names its product fuzzy planar cell polarity protein-like protein (gene fy). NCBI's taxonomy places the organism in Eukaryota, Metazoa, Arthropoda, Insecta, Hemiptera, Aphididae. Gene Ontology annotation, biological process: vesicle-mediated transport; non-motile cilium assembly. The record is from RefSeq and is a predicted model, not a curated record.